This is a messenger RNA of Nerophis ophidion (straightnose pipefish), 6313 nucleotides long. RefSeq names its product TUB like protein 4b (gene tulp4b). Gene Ontology annotation, molecular function: protein binding. The transcript is spliced from 14 exons. The record is from RefSeq and is a predicted model, not a curated record. The coding region runs from base 27 to 5237 and encodes 1736 amino acids. NCBI's taxonomy places the organism in Eukaryota, Metazoa, Chordata, Actinopteri, Syngnathiformes, Syngnathidae.
GUGGUGGUCCCGCACAGUCAGUAGGGAUGUUGGCGGCGGUGGAGCACGGUCCCAUCCUGUGCAGCGACUCCAACAUCCUGUGCCUGUCAUGGAAGGGCCGCGUGCCCAAGAGCGAGAAGGACAAGCCGGUGUGUCGGCGGCGCUACUACGAGGAAGGCUGGCUGGCCAGCGGCAACGGGAGGGGCGUGGUGGGCGUGACCUUCACCUCCAGCCACUGCCGGAGGGACCGUGGCACGCCGCAGAGGAUCAACUUCAACCUGCGAGGCCACAACAGCGAGGUGGUCUUGGUGCGCUGGAACGAACCUUUCCAGAAACUGGCCACGUGUGACAUGGAAGGAGGGAUCUUUGUGUGGAUCCAGUACGAGGGACGCUGGUCCGUGGAGCUGGUCAACGACAGAGGGGCUCAGGUGAGCGACUUCACCUGGUCCCACGACGGCACUCAGGCGCUCAUCGCCUACAGGGACGGCUUCGUGCUGGUGGGCUCGGUCAGCGGGCAGCGCCAUUGGUCUUCGGAGAUCAACCUGGAGAGUCAGAUCACCUGCGGCAUCUGGACGCCCGACGACCAGCAGGUGUUGUUCGGCACGGCCGACGGCCAGGUGAUCGUGAUGGACUGUCACGGCCGCAUGCUGGCCCACGUGCUGCUGCACGAGUCCGACGGGAUCCUGGGGAUGUCCUGGAACUGCCCCGACUUCCUGGUGGAGGACAGCACGGAGAGCGACGCCGACUCCGACGACAGCUUCCUGCCUUUAGUGCGGCGAGUCAACCCUUUGCUGACGGUCACCUUCAUCUCGGGGCAGAUCAGCCUGAUGAACAACUACGACGACCUGUCCCCGGCGGUCAUUCGCUCGGGUUUGAAAGACGCAGAGGCCCGAUGGUGCUCGCAGGGAGACCUGCUGGCCGUGGCCGGCAUGGAGAGACACGGGCUGAGCGCCGACUCCGCUGCCUUGACGAGGAACGCCCUGGUCAAGUUCUACAACGUCCAGGGAGAACACAUCUACACUUUGGAGACACCUGCACAGAGGCCGAUCACGACCAUCUGCUGGGGUCACCGGGACUCCCGCCUCUUCUUGGCGUGCGGGCCGGCGCUGUACGUGGUGCGCGUGGAGCACCGCGUGGCCAGCCUGCAGCUGCUCUGCCAGCAGGGCAUCGCCAGCGCCCUGCGCGAGGAGAAGGACGUGGGCAAGCUGAACAUGCCUUCGCUGCUCUGCUCCUACGUCACCACCGCCUUCAUCCCCACCAUCAAGCCCCCCAUUCCCGACCCCAACAACAUCCGCGACUUUGUCAGCUAUCCCACCACCGGAAACGAGCGUCUCCACUGCACCAUGAAGCGGGCGGAGGACAGCCCGGAGGCGGGGGGGCCCUGCUACACCCUCUACCUGGAGUACUUGGGAGGGCUGGUGCCCAUCCUCAAAGGGAGGCGCAUCAGUAAAUUACGGCCCGAGUUUGUCAUCAUGGACCCCAAAACGGACAGCAAAGCAGAAGUGUGCGUGAAUCCGAUGGUUUCGUACGCCGACAGCUGCAACUGCUCCGACUCCAGCGACAUCGAGCUGAGCGACGAAUGGGUCGGCAAAAAGUCUCCAAAGUUCUCCCGGGGAAACAGAAUGAACUUGGACUCAAGAAAAUCUCCUAAACUUUCACGCACUAACCAGGAAGGCCAGCGGUCACCACGGCUACCGACCAAAAAGCCUCCCGUUCGAUCCCCGAGCCUGACGCGCAGAGAGUUCACCAUGGACGGACUCACAGAGCACAACUACCUUGCUCAAGUCACAUCCAACAUUUGGGGGACAAAGUUCAAAAUAGUCGGACUGGCCUCGUUCCUUCCCACCAAUCUUGGUGCAGUCAUCUACAAGACCAGUUUGCUUCAUUUGCAACCGAGGCAGAUGACGGUUUACCUGCCGGAGGUCCGCAAGAUAUCGCUUGACUUCAUGAGCCUGCCUGUCUUCAACCCCAACGUCUUCAGUGAGGAUGAGGAUGACUUACCAGUGAUGGGCUCCUCUGGAGUGUCGGGAGACAAUCCGCCAUGCACCGUCAACAUCCCCAUCGCGCCCAUCCACAGCCCGGCGCAGGCAAUGUCGCCGACUCAGAGCAUUGGGCUCGUCCAGUCUCUUCUGGCCAAUCAGAACAUCCAGCUGGAUGUUCUCACCAACCCGACGACCAACGUGGCUGUAGCCGCGGCAGUCCCUGUCCCUGACCGCAGCCAGGAUCAAGUUUCCGCACCGUACCCAGUUCCAGCCAGAUACCCAAACCCCGGGCAGGUGAUCUUCAACAGGCUAGACAUCGGUCCACUUCUUCCCGGUACGCUGCCUCCCCCUCCACCGCCUCACCAUCUCCCGCCGCAGCCUCGGCCUCAGCAACCUCGACAACCGCCGCCCAAGCAGUCGCAAUCGUCACAACCCCAGCACCAGCCGCAGAAAAUGCACCAUCAUCAUGCGCAGCUCCAGCAGCAGCCUCCGCAUCAGCAGCAGCAGCACCAACAGAUGCAGCCAUCCCCACCCAAGGCGGCCAGCCACCAGAUCCAGCAGCAGCAGAUACAACAGCAGCAGCAGCAGAUGCAGCUUCAGCACGAGCAGAUGCAGCAGCAGCAGCAGCAAAUGCAACAGCAGCAGCAGCAAAUCCGCCAGCAGAUCCAAGAGAUGAGGCAGCAGCAGCAGCAGCUCCAGCAGCAGCACCAGCAGAUCCAGCAGCAGCAUCAGCAGAUGCAGAGGCAGCACCACCAGAUGCAACAGCAGCUGAAGAUGCAGAUGACUCUCCCACCACCCCCAUCUGGCUACCCGACCAUUUCUCUACAACAGAUUCAUCUCCUGCCUCCGAUUCCGCCUCCUCCCACCACAGAGCCUGGACAGGAUCGAGAACACGGGCACAUGCUGAAGCCUAGCCUGCCCCGGACUUUACCUCCUUCCUUCACGGCCAGAAACGGUUCUGUGGAGAUCCAAGUGAGGAAGGUGAACCCGCCUCCUCCAUACCCGGGCACAGUGGCAUCUGCCGCGGCAGCCGCAGCAGAUGCUGCCCAAACGCUCAUCGCAAACUGUGACGGCGCGAGCAUUCUGGUGCAGGAGUCCUGCCUGAAGAAAGAUGACUUUCUGAUUCAGCCCAUGACCUUACAAUACCCGACCCCUCUGGGGUAUGAAAGGAUUACCACCUUUGACAGCAGCGGUAAUGUGGAAGAAGUUUGCCGCCCUCGAAGGCGCCUCAUGCGCAACCAAAACGCCUACGCGGCCAAUGGCUCGGCCACGUUAAAAGUGACCUCGUCUGAGAGUAAAAAGAUUAACCUUCCCUACAGCUCGGCAACGCUGAGCCGGCUUUCAGUCCCUCGGUACUCAAUACCGAGCGGAGACCCGCCCCCGUAUCCAGAUCCGGCCAAUCAGGUAACCGCCACGCUUGCUCCUCCUCAGAGAAAUGAGAGCAGCCUGAUCCACGCCACUCUUCGCCGUGACCGCAGGGAUGUGAUGCUCAAAGUGCCCCCAAUGACGGACAGUUCGCGGACCCUUCCCACCAAAGCAAAGAUGAACAGUGCAGUGGGUAUAAACUACCAACAGAGGGCGCCCACGGCCCUUUACACCUGCACACAGUGUAGCAGCAAUAGCAGCAGCACCAGCGUCAGUGUAAGCGGCGGCGGGACAUCGAGUAGCGGCAUUGCGGGCGGAACAGUAGUGAGGCAAGAUUUCCCGCCCGGUAAAGGCGCACACCACAGUACCAUUAUUGUGCACUCCAAAAGUGCCUCCCAGUCAUCUUACAGUCUGCUGGGUACCCUCGAUAGCAGCCGAGACAGAACCGUGUAUGUUAACUCUGCCUUCACUGAAGAUGAGAGUUCAAGUCCGCAUUGUCACCUGGACAAAUCCGUCCGACAGAUGACCCUUGGGGAUUUGACAGCGAAGCGCCCCCCACCUUACCAGUGGGACACCGCAGCCACGGAUGAGUUCUGGCUCUCUCCAGAACAAACCAUAUUGGCUCCCCCGCAAGGACCCCACAAACCACCCUCUAUCAUCAUUGGCCAGGCGCAGCACUUGGAUGUGAGCCGACUCCCUUUCGUCCUCACGACCAAACCUCCGUCCAGUUCAAGCACAAGCACUUUGACCUUACCAUCCGGCUACCAGAUAUCCCUCUCUCCCUUCCCUGCAGGCGUGGGCCACAGUAGACCCCCACUUCAAACCUUACCGAACCCUCCAAAUGAAGUGGUUCUUCCAAUUCCGUUCGCCCAGCCAGACUCCAAUUUGGUUUUGUCGACAGGGUACUCUGCAAGUCUGGCUAACUUGGCGUGCUGCACUCUCCCCCCGAUGUACCCGGGAGCCAGCUCCUGUGCGGGGCUUCAGUUGCACCCUGUCAACCUGCACCCCUGGAACCCGUACCCUUGCCCGCCCCCCAUGCAAGACCCUCCUGCGCCUCCUCUCCCAACCAAAACUCAUCAGAUAUUAGAAAAGCCGAUUCUAUCGCCGCCGCCUCCAAAUGCACCACCUCCACCACCCCCUCAGCCACCCCCGCCACCACCCACAGAGCUACCCCCCACUAAAUGUGCCACAGAGGACCUUGCAGAGUCUGCUAGCAGCUUUCAAGAGCCGACGUCCUUAAACGCCAGCCCGCAAGAGUCGGACCGGUUCACUAAAAAAAGCCGGAAAAGACUGGACAGUCGAGCCGAGGAGGCCAACAUGUCUUCGGUCUCCGAAGGCAGGUCCAGAAAGGAAGGUCGCUCUUUGUCAGAUUUCAACUCUCUGAUCGCCAGCCCGCGGCUCGGCAGCAGAGAGAAGAAGAAGCCCAAGGGCCCGAGAGAGCAGCUCAACAGGACCAAAAAAAUGAGCAGGGCAGCCAAUGAGUUCCAGGACAGCUCGGAGAGCGAGCCGGAGCUCUUCAUCAGCGGCGACGAGCUCAUGAACCAGAACCAAAGCAGCAAAAAGAGCUGGAAGAACAAGCGGAGCCUGCGGAUGGCCAGCGAGCUGGAAGAGAUCAAGUGCCGCAAAGCCAACGAGCGCGAGGACCGCAGUCUGGGCAGCCAAGGCUUCGUUUACGUGAUGGCCAACAAGCAGCCGCUGUGGAACGAAGCCACCCAGGUCUACCAGCUGGACUUUGGAGGACGCGUCACUCAGGAGUCUGCAAAGAACUUCCAGAUUGAGCUGGACGGCCGACAGGUCAUGCAGUUUGGACGCAUCGAUGGCAACGCCUACAUUCUGGAUUUCCAGUAUCCCUUCUCGGCGGUGCAGGCGUUUGCCGUCGCCUUGGCCAACGUGACUCAGCGGCUGAAGUGAAAAGUCUAUUUUUCACUUUUCGACGUGCAGAUUUUCUUCUUUUGUGCGCCAAAACUUCCUUUUUUGUCCUUUUGUCGUCAUUAGAAAAAGCACUUUUACUUUGAAAAAGCCUCAUUGAAUAAGCUACAUUUGCAAUAGUCGUUUAAGUACGUCAGGGGUCACCAAGGCGGUGCCCGUAAGGACCAGUUGAGUCGCCCGCUGGCCUGUUCUAAAAAUAGCUCAAAUAGCAGCACUUACCAGUGAGCUGCAUCAAUUUUUUAAAUUUUAUUUAUUUACUAGCAAAAUGGUCCCGUUUUGCUCGACAUUUUUGAUUCUAAAAGAGACAAAACUCAAAUAGGAUUUGAAAAUCCAAGAAAAUAUUUUAAAGACUUGGUCUUCACUUGUUUAAAUAAAUUCAUUUAUUUAUUUUUUACUUUGCUUCUUAUAACUUUCAGAAAGACAAUUUUAGAGAAAAAAUACAAUCUUAAAAAUGAUUUUAGGAUUUUAAAUUCCUUCCUCUUCUUUCCUGACAAUUUAAAUCAAUGUUCAAGUAAAAACAUUUUUUUAUUGUAAAUAAUGAUCAAUUAAUUUUAAUUUAAUUCGUCAUUUUAGCUUCUGUUUUUUCGACGAAAAAUAUUUGUGAAAUUUUUCUUCAAUUAAAAUUCCCCAAAAAUAUUCUGGCAAAUCUAGAAAAUCUUUAGAAUCAUAUUUAAAUCUUAUUUCAAAGUAUUUUGGAUUUCUUUUAACAUUUUUGUUCUGGAAAAUCCAAAAGAAAUAUUGAUUUUUUUUUUUGUUAGAAAUAUAGCUUGGUCCAAUUUGUUAUAUAUUCUAACAAAGUGCAGAUUGGAUUUUAACCUAUUUAAAACAUGUCAUCAAAAUUCUAAAAUUAAUCUUAAUCAGGAAAAAUUACUAAUGAUGUUCCAUAAAUUAUUUUUUAAAAUUUUUUUCAAAAAGACUCGAAUUAGCUAGUUUUUCUCUUCUUUUUUUCGGUUGAAUUUUGAAUUUUAAAGAGUCGAAAUUGAAGAUAAACUAUGUUUCAAAAUUUUAUUUUAAUUUUUUUCGUGUUUUCUCCUCUUUUAAACCAUUCAAUUAAGUGU